AUGAAGCUGGUGCGUUUUUUGAUGAAACUGGCCCACGAAAGUGUAACAAUAGAAUUGAAGAAUGGAACGCUGGUAACAGGUACCAUUGUUGGUGUCGACGUAGCAAUGAAUACCCAUUUACGGACCGUCAAAAUGACACUCAAGAAUAGAGAACCCGUUUCCCUAGAUUCACUAUCUAUCAGAGGAAAUAAUAUCCGGUAUAUAAUUUUACCUGACACAAUUCCUUUGGAUACAUUAUUGGUUGAUGAUGAACCUCGCAAAAAGCCGGCACGUGGAGGACGUGGUCGAUCUGCGCCGAGUCGUGGUGGACGAGGACGCGGCCGUGGUAGAGGUGGGCCUCGUGGUCGUGGUGGUUUCAGGGGUGGGCGAUAA
Brugia pahangi is the source of this 372-nucleotide messenger RNA. The record is from the annotation of a GenBank genome assembly. Lineage: Eukaryota; Metazoa; Nematoda; Chromadorea; Rhabditida; Onchocercidae.